AGGUCGUUAUCAUCCCCAACGUCCAUAGAUUAUUACCCUCGGCCGAACCGUUAUUGAGGAACUACUUCAAUCCUCGGUCUACUCGCUCGAUACCCACCCUAGGAACCCACGCUCGAAUCCGAUACUACUACGAUGGUCGUCCCAACCUCGACCUACUCGCUCUCGCACGCGGUAUCGACCUUUGAUCCGGCCUUUCGUCAGCUCGACCUCGGACGUGAGACUACCACUAGCACCAGCACCAGCACCAGUGCUAGUAUCAGUACCGGGUCUUCUAUCGACCAAGGGAAGAGAUCUGAUUAUGAUCAUGAUAUCGAUAUUCUCAUCUACGGAGCGACUUCUUUCACGGGGAAAUUGGUCGUCAAAUAUUUACUUCAACAUCCGCAGUACGCCUCUGGAACGGGGGAGUUUAGGUUUGCUCUAGGUGGGAGGACGAAGAGCAAGUUAGACUCCCUAGCUGAGCAGAUCGAAUUAGAAGCGGAGGAACAUCAGAAGCCGGAGGUGGUCUGUUUCCCUCUGUGUUUCCCUGCGUCCUCGUCUGAAGGGAGCGAGGGAGAAGAGAUAGAAGAGAUAGAAGAAGGAGUAAGAAAGGCAGUAGGGGGGUGUAAGGUGGUAGUCAACCUUGCGGGGCCGUUCUCGACCCAGAACGCCGAGGUGCUUAUUAGGCAAUGUGCGCAACAAGGGAAGCAUUAUGUGGACCUUACCGGAGAGACUCCUUGGGUCAAGGAGAUGAUCGAAAAGUACGAUUUCUUGGCCUGUUCGACCGGGUCGUGCAUCGUCCCUUGUUGCGGUUUCGAUUCCAUCCCAAGUGAUCUUACCGCCUACCUCUCGGCGCAAUACCUCGCUCGCCACGCGCACGGAAGUCAAGAAUCAGCCCAGGCAGAUUCGGUUCAACGUGAUGCCAAGCUCGUCAGUUCGGAGACGUUUCAUUGGAUCCGAGGAGGUGUUUCUGGGGGUACGGUCGGGUCGGCGUUUGUCGUCGCCGAGAUGGAAAAGAGGAGGUUGCAGAGGGGGAUGGGCGAGUUUGCGCUGACUUUUAGAGAAUCGGGCCGACCGUCCAAGGGGUUCCGACCGGCUUACUACAACGCCCUCAGCGGACUCCGGGGCAUGUUCUUCGUCAUGGCUCCUGUCAACUCGGCCAUCGUCCGUCGAUCGUGGUCGAUCUUGCAACGAGCGCCUCUCAUCCUCUCCGCCGCCCCUAGUUCCAGCGCUGCCUCCAGCUCGAAAUCGUCUUGGGCGUCCUCUGCGCCGGUGCCGGCUCGAUACGGUAAAGACUUUACGUACGACGAAUCCAUGUGUCUCGGACCUCGAGGCAAGGGGAUGUCGGCGCUCUCGAGCUGCUUCUUUGGGUUGUUGUUGACGGCGUUCGGAGCGGCAUUUGCGAGUAGCUCGUUGGUCAGGUCGUUGGUCAAGCUCGUCGCACCCGUUUCGGGUAGUGGACCUAGCGAAGAACAACAGAAGAAGGGAUAUUUCGAGGCUGUGAACGUUGCUCAGAGCGAGAAGGAUGCGGUGGUCACGACCAUGUUUGGGAGGUACGAUCCGGGAUACAGCGGGACCGCACGGAUGCUAGCGGAAUCCGCACUCAGCCUGUCCAUUGCGCACGACCAGAUCUCGAGCAUCGGCAAGCUCGGUGGAGUGCUCACUCCGUCCACGGCGAUGGGCGACAUUCUGGCGGAAAGGUUGAGGCGGUACGGAGGCUUUGAGAUCUCGACCUCGACUUUUGAGGACUGGAAACGGGCUAGGGAGGCGGACAAGAAGAACGUCUAGGCCGGCGUGACAGAUAGCAAAAAAAGAGAAAAGAACGAUCGUGAAUGGUACCAGUGCGGAUGUUGCAGUCACAACAUCCAAAAUUUGACAAUAUAACCGAGUGUUCCCGCAUGUAGCAUAAUAAAACGGGUGUGUGCGUCUGCGAUUCGAUCGUGCCCAGUCUCGACGAUCCUACCUGAUCGCGCCAUUGUACACAUGUAUACGCUAAUAGCUACUGCCGUAUGAUUGUCAUGACCCCUGCCAUGCAGAGCGACUCGACGUGGCUCCGGUGCUUUGCGUUCCCCAACAUAUGCUUCAGAUAUUCAUCGUCCGUCUGCUCAUUCCAAACUAGACGUCCGUCCCAUUGUUGGGUAUGAUCUGGCCAUCCUCAAC
This is a messenger RNA of Filobasidium floriforme, 2136 nucleotides long. RefSeq lists its product as uncharacterized. Bases 133 to 1764 code for a protein of 543 amino acids. Gene Ontology annotation, biological process: glycolipid biosynthetic process. The record is from RefSeq and is a predicted model, not a curated record. Gene Ontology annotation, cellular component: lipid droplet; plasma membrane; mitochondrion. Lineage: Eukaryota; Fungi; Basidiomycota; Tremellomycetes; Filobasidiales; Filobasidiaceae. The transcript is spliced from 8 exons.